This is a messenger RNA of Yamadazyma tenuis ATCC 10573, 6366 nucleotides long. It is a transcript of the gene GLT1, whose product is annotated as glutamate synthase (NADH). Lineage: Eukaryota; Fungi; Ascomycota; Pichiomycetes; Serinales; Debaryomycetaceae. The record is from RefSeq and is a predicted model, not a curated record. Gene Ontology annotation, molecular function: iron ion binding; FMN binding; iron-sulfur cluster binding.
AUGACCUCGUACAUGCCUCAAGAAGAAUUCGAAACCAAGGUGUACGACUAUGACGAGGUUCCUGAAAACAAGUCGUGGGCCGCCUCCUUACCGGUAGCUCAAGGAUUGUAUGAUCCCCAGUACGAGAAGGACGCCUGUGGAGUGGGUUUCACCUGUCACUUGAAAGGGGUUGCCAGCCACAAGAUUGUUAGUGACUCCCGUAAUUUGUUGUGCAACAUGACCCACAGAGGGGGAGAGUUGAAUCCCAAGGACGGAGAUGGGGCCGGAGUAUUGACGUCUUUGCCCCACAAGUUUUUGAAAAAAGAGUUCAAAUAUACCUGUAAUAUCGACUUGCCUGCCAAGGGCCAGUACGGUGUAGGGAACCUUUUUUUCAAGAAGGACGACUCGAUUUUUGAAAAAUCCAAAAUGACGUUUGAAGACAUUGCUGCCAGCUUGGGGUUGAAGAUUUUGGCCUGGAGAAAGGUUCCUCAUGACCUGACGAUUUUGGGUCCUGCUUCAUUGUCGAGAGAGCCGUUGAUUUUACAGCCGGCCAUUAUUCUCAGCGAGCUCGAAGGAGUGGAAUUGUCUGAGGACGAAUUUGAUUCCAAGUACAACAAAGAGUUCCAGAAGCGCUUGUUUAUCUUGAGAAAACAGAGCACCCACACCAUCGGGUUGCACAAUUGGUUUUAUAUCUGCUCCUUAUCCAACCAGACCAUUGUUUAUAAGGGUCAAUUGGCCCCAAACCAGGUGUUUGCUUACUACCAUGAUUUGGCCAACAGCGAGUACGAGGCCCAUUUUUCCUUGGUGCACUCGAGAUUCUCCACCAACACCUUCCCUUCAUGGGACCGGGCCCAGCCUUUGAGAUUGGCCGCCCAUAACGGAGAAAUUAACACUUUGAGAGGAAACAAAAACUGGAUGAGAGCCAAAGAAGGUAUCAUGAAGUCCGAGUUAUUUGGUGAUGAAUUGGACAAGUUGUACCCGAUCAUUGAAGAAGGGGGGUCGGACUCGGCUGCCUUUGACAAUGUGUUGGAGUUGUUGGUGAUUAACGGCUCCUUGACACUUCCCGAGGCAGUGAUGAUGUUGAUUCCAGAGGCCUGGCAAAACGAUAAGCUCAUCGACCCCAAGAAAAGAGCCUUUUACGAAUGGGCUGCCUGUCUCAUGGAGCCAUGGGAUGGCCCGGCGUUGUUCACCUUUGCUGACUCCCGAUACUGUGGGGCCAACUUGGAUAGAAACGGGUUGAGACCAUGUCGUUAUUAUGUGAUUGACGAUGACAGAAUCAUUGUCGCUUCCGAGGUGGGUGUCAUCGACGUGGAGCCCGAGAAGAUCCUACAGAAGGGAAGAUUGCAGCCAGGAAAGAUGUUGUUGGUGGACACCAAAGAAGGUAGAAUUGUCGAUGACCGGGAAUUGAAGGCUAAUAUUUCGUCCAAGUUCGACUUCAAAUCCUGGAUUUUGGCCAACAUGAUCACCAUGAACGACUUGAUUGAAAAGUUGCACAGCAAGUCGGUGGAUAUCAAAGAUACCAUUGCUCCAUCGGCUGAAACCGUCCAGAAGGACCCCAGGUUGAUCACGUUUGGCUACAGUCACGAGCAGAUGUCAUUGAUUUUGGCUCCUAUGGCCGAGGGAAAAGAAGCGUUGGGAUCCAUGGGUAACGACAAUGCCUUGGCUUGUAUCAGUGAACAGCCUCGGUUGUUGUACGACUACUUCAAGCAGUUGUUUGCCCAGGUGACCAAUCCUCCAAUUGACCCCAUUAGAGAAGAAAUCGUCAUGUCUUUGGAGUGUUACGUGGGUCCUCAAGGAAACUUGUUGGAAAUGAAGCCCGAUCAGUGUAACCGGUUGUUGUUGAAGUCACCAAUCUUGGCGACUGAGGAAUUGAAUGCCAUCAGACAAAUGACUACCGUCUACCCCAAAUGGCUGAGUUCCACCAUUGACUACACUUUCAACAAGAAGGAAGGUAUCCAAGGUUACAUCAAUAUCUUGGAUAGAAUCUGUCAGGAAGCCUCCACUGCCAUUGCCAACAACAACAAGGUGUUGAUUUUGUCGGAUAAGGCUACUGACGCAGACCACAUUCCAAUUUCUGCGUUGAUUGCGGUGGGUACCAUCCACCACCACUUGGUGAGACAGAAACAACGGUCCAAGGUGGCGUUGAUCAUCGAGACGGCCGAGGCCAGAGAAGUACACCAUGCGUGUUUGUUGGUGGGUUACGGGGCCGAUGCCAUUAACCCAUACUUGUGUAUCGAGACCUUGACGAGAAUGAAGGACGAAGGGUUGUUGAAAAACGAGUCAUUGACCAAUGACAAGAUCAUUGCCAACUACAAGUAUACCAUCAACUCGGGGAUCUUGAAGGUGAUGUCCAAGAUGGGUAUUUCCACCUUGAGUUCGUAUAAAGGUGCCCAGAUCUUUGAGGCCUUGGGUAUCGACAACUCCGUCAUUGACCGGUGUUUUGCCGGUACCGCCUCCAGAAUCAAGGGUGUCACUUUCGAGUACAUUGCCCAAGAUGCCUUCUCCAUGCACGAAAGAGGGUUCCCAUCCAGAGACACCGUCAAGCCCAUUGGAUUGCCAGAAACCGGUGAAUACCAUUGGAGAGACGGGGGAGAGGCUCACAUCAAUGAGCCUGCUGCCAUUGCAUCCAUGCAAGAUGCCGUUAGAAAUAAGAACGAAAAGGCCUAUGAUGCGUACGUCAAAAAGGAACAUGAAGCCAUGAGAAACUGCACCUUGAGAGGAUUAUUGGACUUUGACUUCAAAAACAGUACGCCAAUUCCAAUUGACCAGGUCGAACCAUGGACCGAAAUCGUCAGAAGAUUCUUCACGGGAGCUAUGUCGUAUGGGUCCAUCUCCAUGGAAGCUCAUUCCACCAUUGCCGUGGCUAUGAACAGAUUGGGAGGUAAGUCCAACACUGGUGAAGGUGGUGAAGAUUCUGCCAGAUCCAUUGUCAAUGCUAAUGGAGACACCAUGAGAUCAGCCAUCAAGCAAAUUGCUUCCGGUAGAUUUGGUGUCACUUCAUACUACUUGGCUGAUGCCGAUGAGUUGCAAAUCAAAAUGGCCCAAGGUGCCAAACCCGGUGAAGGAGGUGAAUUGCCUGGUAACAAGGUUUCUGAUGCCAUUGCCAAGACAAGACACUCUACUCCUGGAGUUGGGUUGAUUUCUCCUCCUCCUCAUCACGACAUUUACUCGAUUGAAGACUUGAAGCAGUUGUUGUACGACUUGAAAUGUGCCAACCCAAGAGCCAGAACCUCAGUCAAAUUGGUUUCGGAAGUGGGUAUUGGUACAAUUUCGGCUGGUGUGGCCAAAGCCGGUGCCGAAAACAUCUUGGUUAGUGGUCACGAUGGAGGUACUGGUGCUGCCAAGUGGACCUCCAUCAAGCACGCCGGUUUACCCUGGGAAUUGGGUUUGGCCGAAACCCAUCAAACCUUGGUGUUGAACGACUUGCGUGGAAGAGUUGUGUUGCAAACCGAUGGUCAAAUCAAGACCGGAAGAGACGUUGCCAUUGCCACCUUAUUGGGGGCUGAACAAUGGGGGUUUGCUACCACUCCGUUGAUUGCCAUGGGUUGUCUUUUGCUUAGAAAGUGUCAUUUGGGAACCUGUGCCGUGGGUAUUGCCACGCAAGACCCCGAACUUAGAAAGAAGUUCAAAGGUACUCCCGAACAUGUCAUCAACUUUUUCUACUACGUGGCCAACGACUUCAGAAAGAUCAUGGCUCAAUUGGGUUACCGUACCGUCAAUGAGAUGAUUGGCCGCACCGAAAAGUUGAUUGUCAGAGAUGACUUGAGAAACACCAAGAAUGCCAACAUCGACUUGUCACCCAUCUUAACUCCUGCUCAUUCCAUUAGACCAGGAGUGCCAACCUACUGUGUCAGAAAGCAAGAUCACCGGUUGCACGUGAGAAUCGAUAACAAAUUGAUCGAUGAGUCUGAAAUCACCUUGGCCAAGGGCUUACCCGUCACCAUUGACUGUGAUGUCGUCAAUACCGACAGAUCCUUGGGUACUACCUUAUCCUACAGAGUGUCCAAGACGUUUGGGGAACAAGGUUUGCCCCAUGACACCAUUCAUGUCAAUGUCAAGGGUUCAGCUGGUCAGUCCUUUGGAGCAUUUUUGGCUCCUGGUAUCACUUUGGAAUUGGAAGGUGAUGCCAACGAUUACAUUGGUAAGGGAUUGUCGGGAGGUAGAAUCAUUGUUUACCCACCCAAGGAGUCCAAGUUCAAGGCCGAAGACCAGAUUAUUGCUGGUAACACUGCUUUCUUUGGUGCCACUUCUGGUUCUGCCUUCAUCAGAGGUAUUGCAGCCGAAAGAUUUGCUGUGAGAAACUCCGGUGCCAACAUCGUGGUAGAGGGAACCGGGGACCACGGAUGUGAGUACAUGUCUGGUGGUAGAGUAAUUGUUUUGGGAUCCACCGGUAGAAACUUUGCUGCUGGUAUGUGUGGAGGUAUUGCUUAUGUGUUGGAUAUGGCCCAAGAUUUUGCCGACAAGUGCAACAUGGGUACGGUGGAGUUGAGUUCGAUCGAAGACCCCAGCGAAAUCGCUUUUGUCAGAGGUUUGAUCGAAGACCACAGACACUACACGGGAUCCGAGGUUGCUGACAAUGUUUUGAACGACUUCAACCGGAUCUUACCAAGAGUCGUCAAGGUCUUACCUACCGACUACAAGAAGGUGUUGGAGAAGGAAAAGUUACAGAAAUUGGAAGCCAAGCAGAAUGAGAUGAACCGGUUCUUGAAGUCCAUCAAGGAAGAUCCUGAAGCCGAUGUCACCAACGGUGAAGCAGCCAAGAUCAAGCAUGGACAUGUUCACAGACCCAGUAAGAAGAAUGAGCCCAAGGUGUUGGAUCUUGAAGAUACCAUUCCUGACACUGAAGUUGCCAAAAAGGCCGUGGCCAAGAUCGACAAGGUGAAGGGGUUCAUGAAGUACAAGAGAAGAAACGAAAAGUACAAGGACGCCAAGGAGCGGACCAACGACUGGAACGAAAUGACCACCCGGUUGACCAAGGAUGAAUUGAAGUAUGAGACUGCCAGAUGUAUGGAUUGUGGUAUUCCAUUCUGUACCUCCGAUACUGGAUGUCCUAUUUCCAACGUUAUCCCCAAGUGGAACGAGUUGGUGUUCAAGGACAGAUGGUUCGAUGCUUUACAGAGGUUGAUGAUGACCAACAACUUCCCUGAGUUCACCGGUAGAAUCUGUCCGGCUCCAUGUAAUGGGGCAUGUACUUUGGGAGUCAUUGAUGAUCCCGUCAACAUCAAGUCGGUGGAAUGUGCCAUCAUUGACCACGGGUUCGAACAAGGCUGGAUCAAGCCUCAACCUCCAAAAGUCAGAACCGGCAAAACGGUAGCUGUCAUUGGAUCUGGUCCUGCUGGAUUGGCUACUGCCGACCAGUUGAACAAGGCUGGUCACUUGGUCACCGUGUACGAACGAAGUGACAGACCUGGUGGGUUGAUGAUGUACGGUAUUCCAAACAUGAAGUUGGAUAAAGGUAUUGUCAAGAGAAGAACCGACUUGUUGGCAGCCGAAGGCAUUGAGUUUGUAUGCUCCACCACCAUUGGAGAAGACAUUACUCUCGACGAGUUGAAGGCUCAGAACGAUGCGGUGGUGUUGGCCAUUGGUUCUACCAUCCCCAGAGAUUUGAGAAUUCCCGGUAGAGAAUUGAACAAUAUCAACUUUGCCAUGCAAUUGUUGUCCAAAAACACCAAGGCAUUGUUGGACGGAACCUUGGAUGACAUCAAAGAAGAGAUCGAAGGCAAGCACGUGGUGGUCAUUGGUGGUGGUGAUACCGGUAACGAUUGUUUGGGAACUUCCACCAGACAUAAGGCUAAGAGUGUCACCAACUUUGAAUUGUUGCCCACUCCUCCAAACAUGAGACCAAAGGAUAACCCAUGGCCUCAAUGGCCACGGAUCUUCAGAGUGGACUACGGUCACACUGAGGUUGCCAACCACUACGGUAAGGACCCCAGAGAAUACAGCAUUUUGUCCAAGGAGUUUGUUGAUGAUGGUGAAGGUAACGUAAAGGGUAUCAAGACCGUCAGAGUCGAAUGGAAGAGAUCUGAUUCAGGUGCCUGGCAGAUGGCUGAAGUUCCUGGUAGUGAAGAGUUUUUCCCAGCUGACUUGGUGUUGUUGUCGAUGGGUUUUGUUGGUCCUGAGGCCGAUAACCUUGGAGUUUCUAAGUCCAAGAGGGGAACCGUCGAUGUUACCGAUCCAAAUGGAUACAAAGUUGUUGGAGAUGACAACGUGUUUACGGCCGGUGACUGUAGAAGAGGUCAAUCGUUGGUGGUUUGGGGUAUUCAAGAAGGUAGACAGUGUGCUAGACAAGUGGACAACUACUUGAUGGGUACCAGUAGAUUACCAGGAAAUGGGUCAGUCGAACAACGUAACUACAAGUUGUUAGAGGAGUUGGCGGAGAAGAUUUAG